This is a messenger RNA of Nestor notabilis (Kea), 1479 nucleotides long. RefSeq names its product forkhead box N4 (gene FOXN4). The coding region runs from base 1 to 1479 and encodes 492 amino acids. Gene Ontology annotation, molecular function: DNA-binding transcription factor activity, RNA polymerase II-specific; transcription cis-regulatory region binding. The transcript is spliced from 10 exons. The record is from RefSeq and is a predicted model, not a curated record. Gene Ontology annotation, biological process: regulation of transcription by RNA polymerase II. NCBI's taxonomy places the organism in Eukaryota, Metazoa, Chordata, Aves, Psittaciformes, Psittacidae.
AUGAUAGAGAGCGAUAUCCCGUCCAUAAUGUCAGGAAUCCUUAGGAAUUCAGGGCAAAACCACCACCCUUCACAGGAAUACAGGCUCCUCGCUCCCGAGCCCUCCCAACUGAGUGAGGAUGACCUCCCCAGCGACUUGCAGUCCUUGUCGUGGCUGACAUCUGUUGAUGUCCCUCGGUUACAGCAGAUGGCCAGUGGGAGAAUGGAUUUUAGCCUCGGUGCCCAGAAUGCGAUGCUACAACAGACAGGUCCCGUGGCAAACAACCUGCACUCGACAGGAGCACCUGGAGCAAUGAUCCACGUCCAGGCCAGCCUUCCCCAGGGUAUCCUGGGCCUCAAUUCUAUUUCAACACACGGCACAAACAUGAGUCAAUAUGCUGUAGGAGGGCAGCCAUCCCCUAGUUUACAAACACAGCAACAGCUCUUUCCUCCUCCUCAUUCACAGCAAGUGUUUGCCCUAGCACAGAACACACAACAGUGUAACCCAGCAGCAAUCUACAACACAUCCUAUGGGACUCAGCCCCACUACUCUCAGCCACGCCUGGCUCCUCACUCUGCCCAAGAGCUGCACCCAAAGCAUUACCCCAAGCCCAUCUAUUCAUACAGCUGUUUGAUUGCAAUGGCCCUGAAGAACAGCAAAACGGGCAGCCUCCCAGUGAGCGAGAUCUACAGCUUCAUGAAGGAGCACUUCCCCUACUUCAAGACAGCCCCUGAUGGCUGGAAGAACUCUGUGCGCCACAACCUGUCCCUGAACAAGUGUUUUGAGAAGGUGGAGAACAAACUGAGCGGCACCUCCCGCAAAGGGUGUCUGUGGGCUCUCAACCCAGCCAAGAUCGACAAGAUGGAGGAGGAGAUGCAGAAGUGGAAGCGAAAGGACCUGGCUGCUAUUCACAGGAGCAUGGCUAACCCAGAGGAGCUGGACAAGCUGAUCACCGACAGACCGGAGAGCUGCCGGCGGCCCAGCAAGCACCCGCCCCAGCCGCGCAUGCCGCUCUCGCUGCAGUCCAUGCCCCUGCACCACCAGCUCCAGCCCCAGCCUCGCAUCGCCCCAGACUCACCAGCACCCGCGCAGACACCUCCUCUCCAUACCCUACCUGAUGGGAGCCACAGCCCUCUCCCACACCAUCCCAUGGGACGCGCGCCGCCGGACUUCCUGAACGUGACAGCGGACAUGAGCACGGAGGUGGACGCUCUCGACCCAAGCAUCAUGGAUUUUGCAUUGCAAGGUAACAUAUGGGAGGAGAUGAAAGACGACAGCUUCAGCCUCGACACCCUGGCUGCCUUCAGCACCUCCCCGCUCCACCUCUCAGACUGUGACCUGGGCACCCCCGGCCUCACCCCUGUCUCCAGCGGCAGCGAUCACUCCUUCUCGGACGUGCAGGUCACCGGCCUUUACACCACCUACACCACGCUGGACAACGUGGCAGCGGCAGCUCAGUACAUGAACCCCCAGGGCAACAAACCCAUCGCUCUGCUCUGA